GAAUAACUGUGUGGAACAUACAUCGCAAUAACAGUAACCAUAGUUAUGUCAACAUUAACGAUCUAGUCUGCGACCGCAUUCGCAGUUAAAAAUCAUAUAUUUUUGCAUUAUUAGAAUAAAGUAUGUCACAAACCUUGCUGUACUCCCCCUAUAAAUUCUUGAAAAGGUGUUUCUUAAAGAAUUAACAUUACCAUUCACAACACAUACACGUGCAAACUCUCACACAAAAAUGGAGUUUUAUGAUGGAGAUUUCAUGGAGGAAUUAAUGGCUCUAAGAACAGAAACUCCAACUCAAGAACAAAAUCAAUUCUUCUCAUCAUCAACUAACAACAACAGCUUGAGUUUCGAAAACUUUUUCGAUCAAAACUCUUGUUCUAAUCAACAACUCUUUCCUCAAAGCUACAUCAACAAUGAUUACUACACCAACAGUAACAGUUUCAAUGAAAUCUAUGAUUCAUUACUUCAAGAAUCUUCAACACCUCAGAUUCUUGAUUCAUAUUAUAGUAAUAACACACUCGACGCGCCGUUUGUUUCUCAAGAUUUUCCGUUGUCCAUGAUUGGAGAAGAAGAGGAUCAAAGUAUGCUCGGCGAAGAGAUUAAGAAUUUGGAGCUGCAAACAACGUGCAAAAUGGAGGAAACACAAUCACCUGAAAUGCCGGUAGUUUUCAACGCAGGAAACAGUUUGGAGAGAAAGAAUCGGUCGAAGAAGCUUCAAGGACAACCGUCGAAGAAUUUAAUGGCGGAAAGGAGACGACGAAAGAGAUUAAACGAUCGAUUAUCGAUGCUACGAGCAAUUGUGCCUAAGAUAAGCAAGAUGGAUCGAACGGCUAUACUUGGAGAUACUAUUGAUUAUAUGAAAGAGCUUCUAGAGAAAAUCAACAAUCUCCAACAAGAAAUUGAACUAGAUUCAAACAUGUCAAGCAUUAUCAAAGAUGUAAAGCCAAAUGAAAUCUUAAUAAGAAACUCUCCAAAGUUUGCGGUGGAGCGAGGCCUAGACACCAGGGUUGAAAUUUGUUGUGCAGGGAAGCCUGGGUUAUUGCUAUCCACAGUGAACACAUUGGAAGCAUUAGGUCUUGAGAUUCAACAAUGUGUUAUAAGUUGUUUCAAUGAGUUCACAAUGCAAGCUUCUUGCUCAGAGGAAUUUGAGAGAAGUACAAUGUUGAGUUCCGAAGAUAUUAAGCAAGCUUUAUUUAGAAGUGCGGGCUAUGGAGGAAGAUGUUUGUGAGGUCUUGAAUUCAAAUAUUCAAAGAUAGAAGUUUUAUGCGCUUACACGCAAGGGAUGAAUCUCAAUCGUUAAUUUUAGAUCAGACGAUUCAAAUUACAUAAUUUGUACCUUAAUUUAAACAUUCUUGAUCAUUGAUUUAGAUCGAACGACUGAGAUCUGUUACUACAUCGCACGGUUACAUUAUAGAAUCCUUAGGCUAGUUUUUUUUCCCAACGGUAUCAUCGAUUCAAAUGAAAUAUUCAUUUAUGUUGAUUGAUUUUGGUAUCUCACAUAUCUAUAUAUCUAAGUUCAAACUGAGUUCUGGACA
This is a messenger RNA of Lathyrus oleraceus (garden pea), 1532 nucleotides long. Its product is annotated as transcription factor bHLH93. Gene Ontology annotation, biological process: regulation of DNA-templated transcription. Lineage: Eukaryota; Viridiplantae; Streptophyta; Magnoliopsida; Fabales; Fabaceae. The record is from RefSeq and is a predicted model, not a curated record. Bases 230 to 1225 code for a protein of 331 amino acids. The transcript is spliced from 4 exons. Gene Ontology annotation, molecular function: sequence-specific DNA binding; protein dimerization activity; DNA-binding transcription factor activity. Gene Ontology annotation, cellular component: nucleus.